GAGGCGACGGAGCCCCAGACACAGCAGGAGCGCGCCGUGGCCGUGCAGUCUCCGCCGCGCCUUCGCCGCCGCGCGCGCCGCCUCCUCCGCGAGCAGCGGGAACCGCAGCGGCUCCCGGCCGCCGCCGCCAGGACCUCUCCGCGUCGGCGCUCAGCCGCAGCUAUUUCCUUCUGCCGGCCUCUUUGAACUCUCGGAAUCUUCUCCGCUCGCCUCUCUAGUGUUCCCUCUAGCUGUAUUUUCACUCCUCUUCCUUUAUACUUAGGCACCCUGCUUUUUUUCUCCUUUUUUUGAGGAUUUCUUCUUGACUUACAAUGACUUGUCUUCUUACCCUCGUCGAUUGCAGCCCUGAAGACUGAAAAGGGACCCUUCUCUUCCCCCCAGUGGCAUUUAAAAGACCGCAGUCCUUGGAAGUCUUAAGCAAAGGAAAAGGACGCGGGACCUUCUGGACACCCGGGAGUGCAGUCCGGAACUGCACUACCACCAUAACUAGUAUUUCAUUUAACCCCACGGGAAAGGACGCAGGAGCCGGAAACAAACUUCAGCCUUCUCAGAGGAUCCGUGGUCCCCGCAUCUGGAGCAGUCGCGCGCCCCAAGGCAGAGGACCCCACGGGGACCCAGCGGGGCCGCGAGCUUCCCUUGCCCCCCGCGCGAGGUCGGAGCCGCGGACUGAGCCGCGCAGGACAGCGGCGGCGGAGGCGGCAGAAAAAGAUGCGGGGCUCGCGGCCCCCUGGUGCGGGACGCCGGCGGCCCCCGGGCGGUGGCGGCGAGCCCCCCAUUGCCCCUGCGUCUCUGGCCGGCUGCUAUUCCGCACCUCGCAGGGCGCCCCUCUGGAUAUGCCUGCUCCUGUGCGCCGCGCUCCGGACCCUGCUGGCCAGCCCCAGCAACGAAGUAAAUUUAUUGGAUUCACGUACUGUCAUGGGGGACCUGGGAUGGAUUGCUUUUCCAAAAAAUGGGUGGGAAGAAAUUGGUGAAGUUGAUGAAAAUUAUGCCCCUAUCCACACAUACCAAGUAUGCAAAGUUAUGGAACAAAAUCAGAAUAACUGGCUUUUGACCAGUUGGAUCUCCAAUGAAGGUGCUUCCAGAAUCUUCAUAGAACUCAAGUUCACUCUCCGGGACUGCAACAGCCUUCCUGGAGGACUGGGGACCUGUAAGGAAACUUUUAACAUGUAUUAUUUUGAGUCAGAUCAAGAAGAUGGGAGAAACAUCAAGGAAAACCAGUACAUCAAAAUUGAUACUAUUGCUGCUGAUGAAAGCUUUACAGAACUUGAUCUUGGCGACCGUGUCAUGAAACUGAAUACAGAGGUCAGAGAUGUAGGACCUCUAAGCAAAAAGGGAUUUUAUCUUGCUUUUCAAGAUGUGGGUGCUUGCAUUGCUCUGGUCUCUGUGCGAGUGUACUAUAAAAAGUGCCCAUCUGUGGUACGACACUUGGCUGUCUUCCCUGACACAAUCACUGGAGCUGAUUCUUCACAGUUGCUCGAAGUAUCAGGCUCUUGUGUCAACCAUUCUGUGACAGAUGAACCACCCAAAAUGCACUGCAGCGCUGAAGGGGAGUGGCUGGUGCCCAUCGGGAAAUGCAUGUGCGAGGCAGGAUAUGAAGAGAAAAAUGGCACCUGUCAAGUGUGCAGACCUGGGUUCUUCAAAGCCUCACCUCACAGCCAGAGAUGCAGCAAAUGCCCACCUCACAGUUACACCCAUGAGGAAGCUUCAACCUCUUGUGUCUGUGAAAAGGAUUAUUUCAGGAGGGAGUCUGAUCCACCCACAAUGGCAUGCACAAGACCCCCCUCAGCUCCUCGGAAUGCCAUCUCAAAUGUUAAUGAAACUAGUGUCUUUCUGGAAUGGAUUCCUCCUGCUGACACUGGUGGAAGGAAAGAUGUGUCAUAUUAUAUUGCAUGCAAGAAGUGCAACUCCCCAGCAGGUGUGUGUGACGGGUGUGGCGGUCAUGUCAGGUACCUCCCCCAGCAAACCGGCCUGAAAAACACCUCUGUCAUGAUGGUGGAUCUGCUCGCUCACACAAACUAUACCUUUGAGAUUGAGGCAGUGAAUGGAGUGUCCGACUUGAGCCCAGGAGUCCGGCAGUAUGUGUCUGUAAAUGUAACCACAAAUCAAGCAGCCCCCUCUCCAGUUACCAAUGUGAAAAAGGGGAAGAUUGCAAAAAACAGCAUCUCUUUGUCUUGGCAAGAACCAGAUCGCCCCAACGGAAUCAUCCUGGAGUAUGAAAUCAAAUAUUUUGAAAAGGACCAAGAGACCAGCUAUACAAUUAUCAAAUCUAAGGAGACAACUAUUACUGCAGAGGGCUUGAAACCAGCUUCAGUGUAUAUCUUCCAAAUUCGAGCACGCACAGCAGCAGGCUACGGUGUCUUCAGUCGAAGAUUUGAGUUUGAAACCAUCCCAGUGUCAGUUGCUGCAUCCAGCGAUCAAAGCCAGAUUCCUAUAAUUGCUGUGUCUGUGACAGUGGGAGUCAUUUUGUUGGCAGUGGUUAUCGGCUUCCUCCUCAGUGGCAGUUGCUGCGAAUGUGGCUGUGGAAGGGCUUCUUCCCUGUGCGCUGUUGCCCAUCCAAGCCUAAUAUGGAGGUGUGGUUACAGCAAGGCAAAACAAGAUCCAGAAGAGGAAAAGAUGCACUUUCAUAAUGGGCAUAUUAAACUGCCAGGAGUAAGAACUUAUAUUGAUCCACACACCUACGAGGAUCCCAAUCAAGCAGUCCAUGAAUUUGCCAAGGAGAUAGAAGCUUCAUGCAUCACCAUUGAAAGAGUUAUUGGAGCAGGUGAAUUUGGUGAAGUUUGCAGUGGACGUUUGAAACUUCCAGGAAAAAGAGAAUUACCUGUGGCCAUCAAAACCCUGAAAGUAGGCUAUACUGACAAGCAACGCAGAGAUUUCCUGGGUGAAGCAAGUAUCAUGGGGCAGUUUGAUCAUCCUAACAUCAUUCACUUAGAAGGCGUCGUGACCAAAAGUAAACCAGUGAUGAUAGUGACGGAGUAUAUGGAAAAUGGCUCUUUAGAUACAUUUUUAAAGAAAAACGAUGGGCAAUUCACUGUGAUCCAGCUUGUUGGCAUGCUGAGAGGCAUUGCUGCAGGAAUGAAGUACCUUUCUGACAUGGGCUACGUGCAUAGAGACCUUGCUGCCAGAAACAUCUUAAUCAACAGUAACCUUGUGUGCAAAGUGUCUGACUUUGGACUUUCCAGGAUACUGGAAGAUGAUCCUGAGGCAGCCUAUACCACGAGGGGAGGCAAAAUUCCAAUCAGAUGGACCGCCCCAGAAGCGAUAGCUUUCCGAAAGUUUACCUCUGCCAGUGAUGUCUGGAGCUAUGGAAUCGUGAUGUGGGAGGUUGUGUCUUAUGGGGAGAGACCCUAUUGGGAGAUGACCAAUCAAGAUGUGAUUAAAGCAGUAGAGGAAGGCUACCGUCUGCCAAGCCCCAUGGACUGUCCUGCUGCUCUCUACCAAUUAAUGCUGGAUUGCUGGCAGAAAGACCGAAAUAGCAGGCCCAAGUUUGAUGAAAUAGUCAACAUGUUGGACAAGCUGAUUCGUAACCCAAGUAGCUUGAAAACCCUGGUUAAUGCGUCAAGCAGAGUAUCUAACUUAUUGGCAGAGCAUGGCUCACUGGGCUCUGGAGCCUACAGAUCAGUUGGUGAAUGGCUAGAAACAAUCAAAAUGGGCCGGUAUACAGAGAUUUUCAUGGAAAAUGGAUACAGUUCAAUGGACGCUGUGGCUCAGGUGACCUUGGAGGAUUUGAGACGGCUUGGAGUGACUCUUGUCGGUCACCAGAAGAAGAUCAUGAACAGCCUUCAGGAAGUGAAGGUGCAGCUGGUAAAUGGGAUGGUGCCCUUAUAACAUCAUUUUAAUGUCAUUUCGUCAAGUGAAUGAUUCUGCACUUUGUAAACAAGCCCUGAGAUUUAUUUUAACAAAAAAAAAAAAAAGGAAAAAGGGAACACAGUAAUCUCUAAACCUUAGGAGAGCAUUUGUUUCAGCCACAGAAUUUGUAAUCAGUGUUUUACUAAAACCUCCUUAUCUUCCUCCCAGUGUCUUCAUUUUUCAUGAAACAAAUAUAACCUGCAUGGAAUAAGAACAUGAGGUUAAACAUUAUGUACAACAACAAAAUCUUUCCUACCACUUCUACAAAAUUUUAUAAAUGAAAUAUAUAGCUAUAUAUUGCACCUUUAUAGACUGAUUUAAGGCAGCCCCUUUCAAAACUUCCAAGAAUCUACUUGAAAGGAAACAUUUUAUAGCCAUUUGUGAGCUAAUAAAAGCUGCAAUUUACUGAAGUUUACUUCAAGUCUUAAUUGUCUACAUAAGUGUAUUGAAGAGCAAUAUGGUUAGAUAAUUUCUUAAUGGAUAUCUUCUUUUGUAAUUUUAAAAUGCUGUUACACAGCAUUAAGUUAUAGAAACUAGUGUAUAGACAUGUUGCUUGAUUGAGGACAGGUACAAUACAGGGUGUAUAUUUACUUUUCUUUGUUAUAAAAUUUACUUUUAGCUGCUCUUCCAGAAGCUAUUAGGUAAUAAUUGUGUAUAUAUUGUAUAAUUUGCUAUAUACCCAGGAAUCAAUUUAAGUUGGAGUUUUGUGGGUGUGUGUUUGCACAUGUGUAUAUUACCAUUCUGCUUGCAUUUUUAAUGGUGCUUUAAUUUUAGCAACAUACCGGAGCAAGUGUUCCAGAGUGUAAUAUGAAUAGGAGAAAUAGAGAAGCAGUAAAACAAAAUUUAACAAAGCUUGUGUCCUUUUUUCCUCUCUGUGUCCAAAAGCUUCUAAAUCUCUUUAUUCACUAGGAGGAAAUGUCUAUACGGUUAAAUCCCCUUUGGCUUUUUAAAAACACUUUGUGGUAUCUAUGGCAAUACAGUUCUUCUAGCCAUUAAUCUUGCACCCCUGUAAGAAAUGUCACCUUUCUGAGUCCCAGAAAAUAUCUUGUCAAGCGAGGCUGACACCGAAGGGCACAUUUUCAGCAGGAUGUAGAAGGAUUUAACUGGGCAGGCUUCUGUUAAUGUUGUUAAAUCCAGGCACAUAGCACUAAGCAUUACCCCUAAGUGUUAAUCCUUUGUAACUAUUUCCCUUGUGGGUCAGCUCCAGAAAUUUUGAUACUAAGGCAGUAAUGGAAUGAUGACGAAUAUGUAUUUGUUUCCUUCAGAAUUUUCUCUAUUUCAAGACUUAAGUUUUGUUUGUUGAAGGCCGUUCAUUCAUUUGGCACUUUUAUCUUGUAUUCAGUUACAUUGAAUUGAAUUUGUUUUGAUAAACCAGUUGGAAGUAUUAUUUAAUUGGCCUUAUUAAGGAAUAUAAUAUAUAUAUCACACUUAGUUGGUUUUUUUCUUUCUUUUUUGGCUUCCUCCCGCUGCGCCCAGAGGGGCUAUUGUUCCAGAAAGCAUUUAGGGCAGGGUGCACAGAAGGGAGAAGACCUUGGGACAGGAAUCUUGAACCACAGGAGGCUAGGGAGCAAAGGCAAGCCAGCACCUCUCCUCUCCCUUACCCUUGGUAGAUAUACAACACACUUGGUGACGACUGACAUUUAUGGUACAAAUUAUUCAAUUUAUUAGAACUUGACCAAAACUGAGCUCCUGGGUAAAAUACCAAUUUUUUUAGGAUUACACUUAGUAAAAAUCAUGGAAUGACAUGCAAUUAUUCAAAGGAGCACGGCAUUUAAACAAAAUAUAGUCUACUCAUAAUUAUCAAUGGCAGCAGUAUAUUGGAGAAGCCUGGAUUAAUGAAAUCCAUAGGAAAUAUACCUGCACUAUAUUAAUGGUACUCUCUCUGUCUUUCCCAAGCACCUGUUUUAGUUGAAUGUUAAGACAUACAAGAAUAAUUUCGAGAAAUAAAUUCUUUCUACUGUGCCCACCUUUCACUAAAGCAGUAAAGUUACUCUUUGCUAAAGAACAUAGCAAAAAAAGAAAAAGAAAAGAAAGAAGGAAAAGAAAAAGUUCUAAAUAAUUUUCAAAUGGUAUUUUGAGUUGUGUCCAGUUAGGGCUGUAAUACCUUAUUGGGUACCAUGAGUCCACACAAACUGUGCUUCAAGUAUACUCUGUUAUGUUAGUGAAAUUGCCUGAGAAAAAGAGCAAGAUGGGUUUAACAUUGUCUUGAUAAAAUCACAAACAGGCAACACCAAAACUAAUUUGUUAAUUUUAAGAAACAUUAAAUUAAAAAUUAAACUAAUUCCUUUUGUACAAGAUAAUUUGAAUGUGUUGCAUUUUAUUGAAUUUUGUAAAAAUAACUGAAUCUAAAUGAUAAAGUAACAAUUGAGAAACUUCAAAUUAAGAAAAGGCAUUUAUUUAGAAGAGAAACUACCAUAAAUUUUAGAGCUGAUGGAACGAGCCAAAUUACUUACACAUAACAAAGAUAUUUUCUGAAUUGUCUUCCACUGUAUAUGUUCAAAGAUAAUUGGGAGAUCAUGAUAGAGUACAGCUAAGUGAUAAGCCUUUGAGGUUACAACGUAGAUUUCCUCUUUUUCACAGAACAUUAUAAAUUAAUGUGUAUCAAUUUUAUUUGUUUCCUUUGUGAUCUUGGUGUUCGUUUUGGAAAGUAAAUUGAGAUCAAAAUUAAAUACACACAUAGAUGUCAUCCAUAUCUCACUUUCGCUGAGAAUUUCUAAGGAAUGUCAACAUGAUUUUAGAAGAUAUAAAAGACUUGCAAAUAAGAUGCAGCUCCCAACUCCACCACAAAAGAGGAAAGAAUUCCUUUCUAAAUAUUUGCUCACCACUGGAUAUGUCACCAAUUUCGAAGUGCCAAUCUUAUCUAUAAAUGUGAAAAGUGGAACAAGGAGAGGCAGCAGCUUUUGUAAAAUGCACUGAGGCAAUAACCCAGGGCAAUUGACAAAUCUUGAUUGUGUGAUUUCUUACGCUUUUGGCUCCCUUUUUCACGCACCAGACAACCAAAAGUGAACCGUAGUUUCAAUAAUUUCAGCACAUAAGAUAGAUUUAUCAAAUAAUACCUAAUGUUAUCGUAACGAUUAGUAGCAAUACCUUAAGGGCAUGAAUCUUUCUCAUCGUUGAACUUUGAAAAAUAGGUACAAGCACGGAGUAAAUUGCAACUUUCUGAUACCUUUUGAAGUCACUCAAUUUGCUACUUUUAUCAAUAAUAAUCUGUUUCCUAAUCUUUCCAUUUGCUCACAUGUGAAAAUGACAUAAAGUCAGUUGUUCUUGGCCACUGAAAUGUAUGAAUUGUAUGUAAAAAUGUAAAAAUAUUGAUUUUCCCAUUUAGAAAAAAAAACAAAGUUAAUAUGCAUGGUCUUUUAUUUCUUGUUUUUUAAUCACCCCAAGGUAGUGUUCUGAAGUUGUAGGAUUACGAUAAAAAUUAUAUUCCAAUAUUCUAUUCAAACUUAAAUGUAGCUAGCAUGACUCAUUUCAGAGUUGCCUAAACAAUACAAAAUAUACUUCAUUCAGUCUUUGAGAGUUUUAACCAGUGCACAAUAGUGAAGAGUUUCACAUCUCAAGAUUAAAAUGAAAAAUUAAUAUCAGUUGAACACUUGGGUCUUAACAUGUCUGCCAUUUAAUUUUAUGGGAAAGUCAAAGAUUUUUAACACCAUUGUUUCUCCCAUUAAAAGUGGAUUCUCAGAAGCACAAGUAGAGUUAUUUACCAGUGAGAGACAUUUUUUGCUGUAAUUGUGCAAUGGAUGGUGAAUGCUUUUUGAGUCAGAUGUCAGAAAUUUACUGGAUGUAUGAUAUUGCAUAGUAGAAUAACAUCCUUUCCUCAUUGUGUUCUUUCUAAAAAUGAGAAGAAUGCAAGUAUAAUAGUAAACUGUCUUUGCUUAUGUCCUGCCAGAUGUUUAAUGUCAAAGUAAAAAGAAAAAGUAGGUACAAUAAGAUGAUGAUGAUGAUAGUGAAUGAACAAUCAAAACGCUGGUUUUAUUUGAAAUUAAUAGCUAGAAUAAGUCAUCAUUUUUUCAACUCUGUAACACAGCUGGUUUCAUUGAAUAUUUUUCUCUAUUAUGCUGUUAAUUACAUAGUAAUGUAUCAAAGGAGAAACACAUAAGAACUUUCUUUUCAUUUCUUGUUGAUUUAUGAAAAAGUCUUCUUACAUAUAAAUGAAUGAAUGCUCUUGUUCAGAAUGACCAUGUAAUUAUUACUUAGGAGAGACAAUGAUUUUUUUUCAAAAGUCUAUUUAUAAUAAUCAGAAUCAAAUGUCAUUUGUUUCUUCUAAGUGUAAAUGAAAAAAACUUAAGGUGGCAAAUAUAUCAUUUUAUUCAGGCUGGGCUAUAUUAACAGCAUAAAUUUUAGUGGUCAACAUAUUUGUGAAUCUUUAAACUGGUUUAGUUUUACAAUUAUUUAAAAGUGUGUAAAUUUCAUAUAUAACCAUCAGAAUAAAAGUUAGACUCAGUCGUUUAUUAAUAUGCUUAUUAAAAUUUCUUAGUUUCAGGCAGGUCAGAAGCACCUGUGUUGCAUAUCUUAUUCUAUGCUAGGCUUUAGGGUAUCUCAAGUCCCUGCCUCAACAUUAAUUUGAGGAAACAUUAGCAUUUAUGUAUUUUCCCCCAUUUGAAGCUCUAUGUGCAUUUGGCUCGUGUACAUGUUUUUGUAGUGUAAGAUAUGAAAUUUUAUAUUUUUUCAGAAAAUAAAAAAACUCUUGGUAUACAGUUAAUCUAAUUGUCAUGUUUGACCCUCUCUCAAAAGUCUUUAAACUUAAAGGUUUUGUAUAAUGAUUUCAGUUAGUUCUAAUAAAAAUGUUUGGUUUCCUAUGCUAAAUAUUAAAAUGCAAUCAGCAUUUUAAUCAACCAUUUUCCUCAAAAACAUAUUCAUGAAUCUUUGCAUUGGAAUAUUUUUGCAACUAGAGUUUGACACAGAUUAUAGGACAUGAGCAUAAUUAUGUGGGACCUAAUUAGAACUGGUUUGUGACAGUGUAAUACAUUACUUGAUUACUUGAAAACUCUACCAUAUGCAAAAAAAGACUUUUUGACGACUGGUAUUAGCUGGUCAUCUUCUCACUGCCAAGCAUCAUCUUAUGGAGUGCUUUUUGAGUCAGAUGUCAAAAAUAUACUACAUGUAUUAAGAUAUUGUGUAGUAGAAUAAUAUCAUUUUCCUCAUUGUGUUCUUUAUAAAACUAAGAAGAAUGCCAAGUAUAAUAGUAAACUGUUAUUAGUAAAUAUAAUAGUAAACACAAUAUAAUAGUAAACUCAGCAUUAAUUCAAGGAAACAUUAGCAUUUAUGUAUUUUUCCUCCAUUUGAAUCUCUAUGUGCAUUUGGCUCGUGUACUUGUUUUUGUAGUGUAAGAUAUGAAAUUUUAUAUUUUUUCAGAAAAUAAA
Manis javanica (Malayan pangolin) is the source of this 9206-nucleotide messenger RNA. RefSeq names its product EPH receptor A5 (gene EPHA5). NCBI's taxonomy places the organism in Eukaryota, Metazoa, Chordata, Mammalia, Pholidota, Manidae. Gene Ontology annotation, biological process: ephrin receptor signaling pathway; protein phosphorylation; axon guidance. Gene Ontology annotation, molecular function: ATP binding; transmembrane-ephrin receptor activity; protein binding. Gene Ontology annotation, cellular component: dendrite; plasma membrane. The record is from RefSeq and is a predicted model, not a curated record.